CCCAACUGUGUUGCUGCGGACUUCGUAUUUUGAGUACUUUAUUAAAAGACUCGCAGCCUUUUCAUUAUUAGUAUUAUUUUAUUAGAAAAACACAACAACAAUAACAACAUCAUGUCCACCGCCAUGACUUUCGGGGCGAAGAGUUUUAAACCUCGGGCUCCCGAUAAAGGCUCGUUCCCUCUGGACCACUUCGGAGAGUGUAAGGCCUUCAAGGAGACGUUCAUGAAGUGCCUGAGGGACAACCACUUCGACAACUCGCUGUGCCGACUGCAGUCCAAAGACUACCUGCAGUGCCGCAUGGACAAUCAGCUGAUGGCCAAGGAGCCUCUGGCCAAACUGGGCUACAAGGACCUGUUGGAUCCUCCUCCCAGCCCGGCAGACGGAGACCCUAAACCCUAAACUGCUGCUCCACCACAAUGUUUUGGGGGAGAAAGAAAUGGAAGCUGCGAACUCAACGUACCAAAAGCUUUGGGAAAGCCCCAAAAAAAGCUCAUUCAGGGCAAAAGACUGCCGAGUCGGCGUGAAGCCGAGACUUUGAGAUCGUGGGCUUACAAGAGGACUUGUAUAUAUGAUAUAUGUGGAGAUGUCAAUAAAUAUUUUGUAUUUGUGCGACGGUGCCGUCAGACUAACGUGUUGAUGGGGACACGAGGGGUCUCACUUAUCUAUUAAAGACACGAUGAAAUGG
Molecule: messenger RNA, 685 nt
Organism: Pseudoliparis swirei
Lineage: Eukaryota; Metazoa; Chordata; Actinopteri; Perciformes; Liparidae
Gene: cox19
Product: cytochrome c oxidase assembly protein COX19
Exons: 3
Coding region: 112-399 (95 amino acids)
Biological process (GO): mitochondrial respiratory chain complex IV assembly
Cellular component (GO): mitochondrial intermembrane space
Source: RefSeq, a predicted model, not a curated record